GACAAGUUAAAUGACUUGUUCAAGACUGUCUAAAAAGAAGUGACCCUGAAUCCUAGUCUUACAUAUCCUGAUACAGACUAAUGUUUUUUCCACCAGUAAUGUAAGUCUAGUAUUAACCUAAAAUCCAAUCUUCCAGGUAGAUAGAAUGAGUGUUUAUUGUAUUUUUGGCUCCAAAAUGCUAGCCUUCAGUUGACUCUUGAAACUCUCCCUUCUUAGUAUCUUGUUUGACAGUAGGUAAAGCAGACGUCCUCAUUAGAAGGAUCCAAGAUCUCUCACUGAGUUGUUGAUUUCCUUCUGUUUCCCUUGCAGAUUUGGCAGAAGUGAAGAGUGAGCCAUGAGAAAUCGCACAUUGGUAACAGAGUUCAUCCUCCUAGGACUAACAGAUGAUCCAGACUUACAGGUCUUAAUUUUCCUCUUUCUGUUUUUCACCUACAUAUUAAGUGCAACUGGCAACCUGACCAUCAUCACUCUUACCUUGCUGGACUCUCGCCUUAAGACUCCCAUGUAUUUCUUUCUCAGGAAUUUCUCCUUCUUAGAAAUAUCAUUUACAUCUGUCUGCAUUCCACGAUUCUUGGUCACUAUUUUAACUGGGGACAGGACAAUUUCCUAUAAUUCUUGUGUAGCUCAGUUAUUUUUUUUAAUCCUCCUGGGUUCGACAGAAUUUUUUCUGCUGGCUGCCAUGUCCUAUGACCGCUAUGUGGCCAUCUGCAAACCCCUACACUACAUAAGUAUUAUGAACCCCAAAGUCUGUGGUCAGCUUGUAAUCAGCUCUUGGCUGGCAAGUUUUCUCAUUAUCUUUCCACCAGUCAUUAUGGGCCUCCAAUUGGAGUUCUGUGACUCCAAUGUCAUUGAUCACUUCACCUGUGAUUCUUUUCCCAUGCUGAUGAUCUCUUGCACAGACACCAGAGUCUUAGAAGUCAUGAGUUUUUGCUUAGCUUUGUUCACACUCAUGGUCACUUUAUCUUUAGUGAUUCUCUCUUAUGGAUACAUCCUCAGAGCCAUUCUGAAAAUUCCUUCUGCCCAGCAAAGAAAAAGGGCUUUUUCUACUUGUUCCUCCCACAUGAUUGUUGUCUCCCUCUCUUAUGGAAGCUGCAUCUUUAUAUACCUCAAACCCUCAGCAAAGGAAGGGGUGGCAAUGAUCAAAGGGGUAGCAGUGCUGAAUACUUCUGUUGCCCCCAUGCUGAACCCCUUCAUUUACACCCUGAGGAACCAGCAAGUGAAAGAAGCCUUUAAGGACAUGGUCAAAAAGAUCCUUUUUCUCAAAUAA
Molecule: messenger RNA, 1267 nt
Organism: Trichosurus vulpecula (common brushtail)
Lineage: Eukaryota; Metazoa; Chordata; Mammalia; Diprotodontia; Phalangeridae
Product: olfactory receptor 6C76-like
Exons: 1
Coding region: 335-1267 (310 amino acids)
Biological process (GO): G protein-coupled receptor signaling pathway
Cellular component (GO): membrane
Molecular function (GO): G protein-coupled receptor activity; olfactory receptor activity
Source: RefSeq, a predicted model, not a curated record